CUUAGUUUACAGCUUUUGCACAAAUAAUCUGCUGAGAAGUACAUGGUUUUAAAAAGACUUCGUGUGUGUGUGAUCGUGUUGCUUUUUUCUGGUCGAAUGACUGCUGUUCUUAUACAGCACUGAGGCUGCGACCCUAUCUUUCUUUGGGCAGUGUACAGAAAUACAAGUCCCAGAGUACAAUGCAUACCUGCUGACGUCAUGGACAAUUAUGCGAUUGUGCGAAAAAUUGGAGAGGGGUCUUUUGGGAAAGCAUUUUUAGUCACGGCUAAAGACGACAGCAGCAAGCAAUGCGUGAUAAAGGAGGUCACUUUCAGAAAGAUGUCUGCUAAGGAAAGAGAUAUGUCUCGAAAAGAAGCAGCUCUUCUCUCCAAGAUGAAACAUCCAAAUAUUGUUGCGUUUCUAAAAUCAUUUGAGGAGAGGUUAAAUCUGUAUAUUGUGAUGGAAUAUUGUGAUGGAGGGGAUUUGAUGAAGAGGAUAAACAUGCAGAGGGGUGUCCUGUUUAUGGAGAAUCAGGUAGUGGACUGGUUUGUACAGAUCUGUCUGGGGCUGAAACACAUCCAUGACAGGAAGAUCCUGCACAGAGACAUAAAAUCCCAGAACAUAUUCCUUACCAAUAAUGGGAUGAAAGUAAAGCUGGGUGACUUUGGAACUGCAAGAAUGUUAAACAACACCAUGGAGCUGGCCAGGACAUGUAUAGGAACUCCCUACUAUUUGUCCCCGGAGAUCUGCGAGAACAGGCCGUACAACAAUAAGACGGAUAUCUGGUCUCUGGGCUGCGUUCUGUAUGAGCUAUGCACUCUGAAACACCCUUUUGAGGGCAGCAGCCUCCGGCAGCUGGUUGUGAAGAUCUGCAGGGGGCGCUGUAACCCUGUUGCUCCCCACUACUCCUCCGACCUCCGCAGCCUGAUCACCCAGCUUUUCAAGGUCACCCCGCGUGACAGGCCUUCCAUCAGCUCCAUCCUCCACAAGCCCUUCCUGGAGCAGCGCAUCACAAAACACCUGGACCCCCAGAUGAUUAAAGACGAGUUUAGUCACACCGUGCUCCACAGAGAGAGAGUCUCAAGACCCCAGUCUCGCCCUGCAGACAGAGACGUGAAGCUCCGGGUUCGUGAGAGGCCCGCUCCGGGCCUGAAGCCGGGGGCCGCAGGGAGGAAGCUGCCCCCGAGGCCGGCGUGGAAAAGCCCCUCCAAUGUCCUCGCUCCGCAGCGCCGGCCAGUUACCCAGAGAGCAGCAGCGAUGGAGACCCCAGCGGUCAGGCACCACGGUCAGUAUGUCUACCGUCGCUGGAACGGGCCUCCGGCCAAUCAGGGCAACCUGCCGUACGAUCACUACCAACACUACCACGCCCAGCUGGAUGCCCUUCAGCGGAAACACCAGGAGGAGGCGCCUGCUCCUAGUCCUCCUCCUGCUCCUCCUGUACCUCCUGCUCCUCCCUUUCCUCCGCACCAGCCGCUAAAUCACCAGAUGCCCAAGAAUUGCCACGAUGACAGAGAAAGUGUUCUGGAACCCUACCAGAUGGUAGCGGCAGCCUGGGACGAGUAUCUGCAGAGGAAACAGGAGGCCAACCAGUACAAACUGAGGGCUGAGAAACAGCUGGGCCUCCGUCCCUCCACUGCGGAGCGCUACAGACUGCCGGAGCGGGAGCGGGAAGAGGACGGUCACCAUGGCGCUCCUGGUGGGAGGCAGGGAGAGCAGCAGGAAUACCUGCGGCAGCUGCAGCUAAUCCGUCAGCAGUAUCACCACGAGCUCAAGGACAUGAAGAUGAAGGCAGCAGCAGAGCCUCACAUUCAGGACAAAGCCAAGACUUUCGUGGUGGAUGAGCCCUCAAACCCCAAGGAGAGCGCAGCACAGCACAGCUACGAGAACCGUGAGAGGAACACACCUGCACAGGAUGUGGACAGAGACCUCAGGAAAAUCCGAGAACAGAACAGAAAAGAGAGGAAGGCCCUGGAGAAGAAGUUUAAAGACAAGAAAGGAGUGAUGUUUGAGGUUCUGCUCAAUGAUGAAGGGACACGGGACCAAGGAGAGAAAGGAGAGGAAGAUGAGGAAGAUGUGGUGAAAGAGCCAGCUGAAAAAGAAGACGAGGAGGACGACCCGUUGAACAGAACCCUGACCUUUCAGGCUGGAGAGGAGCUGAGACAGAGGCACCGGGCUGGGGCAGGGGACAGGGUGACAGAAGGGGAGGGGGCCAGGAAAGGCUGGGGUCAGGGCGCGCCCCAAACGCUACUCAACGUCCUUGCCGAAAUGGAGGUGUCCUCUGUCUGCCCCACCAUGCUUGGGGUUGAUCUUGGAGCAGGGCAAGAGGACGGGGAGGUGGGGGGAGUGAGGAGACAUUGGGGUAACGGUCCUCCAAACACCCUGCUAAAGGCCCUGGGACAGCUGGACCUCACCUCUACCCUGGACCCUGAGCCCGCAGAGGUUCUGACCCCCCAGCUUGCAGAGGACGAGCCUCAGGAUGAGGAGGAUGAGGAAGAUGACCUUGAUAUAGACCUGGAUGAAAAGCGGUUGGAGCCCAGAUCAGAUGACGAUGACACAAACUUUGAGGAGUCUGAAGAUGAGCUGAGAGAAGAAGUAGCAGAAUCCAUGAUUAACCUCUUCUGCUGGGAGGAGGAGGGAGAGAAGAAUGGAGAUGGAGGGAUGGAUGAAAGAAAAAUAGGAGAGGGGGAGAAAGGGGAUAAGGUGGAUGGGGAGGAGGAUCCGGGCGCACAGCGAGGGUGCGCAGCAGCCGAGGCCGAGGAAGACAGCACUUCGGACACCUCCGCUCAGGGACCCCAGACUGAAAGCCGCACACAGGCUGCGGAGUGUGAGGCUGGGGAGACACAGGCAGGCGAGGCCCAGGCUGCAGGGGAAGACCAGGCCGAGGCUGGGAAAGCCCCUGAAGAGAAGCAGGACACCGAGUAGAUCAGAUAUUCAAUGUCUCCAUGAAAUAGUAGCUGUCUGAGUUCUGUCAGCAGAGGCAUCAGUGGAAAUGAGUUAAAGGUCAAUUCUGGACUCAUAUAAGGAAGUAUUUUUGCACAGAGUUGUCAAUGUGUGGAAUAGCUUGCCAGGCCAUGUAGCAAAGGCAGAGUAGAACAGUAGAGUAGAGACAGAGACUCUUGGGCUGUUCAAGCCCAGGCUUGAUGCAGUGUUGGAUGCCCUCUAGUCUGUAGGUAAAUGAGGAGCCUAGGUGGGCAGAAUGGCCUGCUUCUGUUACGUAUUAUGUACUUAUAUGAAGGUGAGGUUUUGAAGGUACCUAAAUGAGAGCUCAGGAAUAGGACAAACUUAAGGACCAACUUUCUCCUUUUUCAAAGCCAUAUAAUAAGGUAAUAUUUAAAUAACUUUUUAGGUCACGCCGAGCAUUCUAAACAUGCUAUUUUAAUCAUACUCUGAAAUACUGUUAAUUUAGGGUCAUGUACCUGUCUUACUCUUGUAGAGAACGUUUAUUUAUUUUCGCCACGAAGUGGUCCCUACGCACACACACACGCUGAAUGAAAUCUAUCUGUUGUGAAAAAUGUAGUGUCCUUUUCCUUGACUUUUAAACACUCAUCAUGCGUGUCAUAUUGAUAUUUCAUCAAUAUGAUUUAUUCAUUCAUGCAAGAUAAAUUCGCACAAAUUCACAUGGUAAUCAGAAGCCUAUCAUUCAGUCAUCAGGACCAUAUUAUGAUCUGUGUUAAGGCUUCUUGGUACGUAUGGUCCACUGGCUUUAUAUGGUUACAUUUCCAGUUGUGACACAUUUUUACAUCUGCUUUCAGUUUCUAAGAAUCAGACCAGACAAAGACAGCAAACCCAGUGAACAUUUUUGUGGUGAAAAGUCGGUGAAAUACCGUCUAGAAAUUCAGGUGAAAACCCAGCUACAUUUUGAUGAAAAGUGAAAGUUUUCUAGCCAACUAGGAUGUAGCCAGGCUAUGUCCAGGGAAAACCGGAGCUGUUUUUGGGCUAAACUAGUCUGUUUAUGUCAGUCUCUCCGAGAUUUCCUCUCUCGACGUCUAGAUUACGGCUUUUGCUCACUGGGAAGACAAAUGCCUGGAUUCAAUCAUCUUGUGCCCUUAAAGGGUAAGCACCACAUAAUGGCAUCCCCCAAAGAUGUUUUAGUCUUGAGGUUUUUCAUUAAAUUGAUCAUUCCUAAGAUUGUUGAAAAAAGGAGUCGGGGCAAAAACAGUAAGCCAUUUUAUCUUUUAGGGCUUAUUUCCUGCCUUUAUGUCAAUAAAAUUAUUUUUUGAACAUUGUGAAUCAUAAAAUAGAACAGCUUCAUCCAUUUGGCUGGUGUAUUUGAAAAAUAAUAUCUGGUGCUUACCCUUAAACUUUGACUCACAAAUGCAACAAAUAAAAGUGGCUGUUCUGGUGACUCAGUCAGGAGAUACAAUUAUGGAUUCCGAAUUUGGGAAGAAAAAGGGGAGAUGUUUUUUAAAAAAAUAAAACAAGACACUUUAUAUGUACAAGUGUGAUUCAUAGUAACAUAAAACAUUGUUUCAUAUGUGCACAUAGAAAAAAGUAAUUUACAUUCAUUUACAAAUUUACAUUUUGAAUGUGUGAAACUUCAUAAUGGUGUGCAUAUUUUGCCUUCCUCUGUAAAGGGAAAUAGUACCCCAGUUUUUAAAUAUUGGUAGCUUUUGUUUUUCUUUGUAUCAGGGAUCUCACCUUCAUUGCAUUAUCAGAGUCUCUAGCUUAGCCAGUUAGCCACCAGAUCCAGAGGCAGUUAGAGUCCCUGGGUAGUAAACAUUAUGCGGAGGGUCCUGAUUGCUAGUUUAUCCAUUUAUUCCUAAAAGAGGGGUUUGUGUGAUAAUUAUACCAUGCAUUUGGAACAUAUGGAAAAUGUAAUCUGUGUAAAUUCUCACCAGAUUGCAGAUAAUAUUUAGCCCUUCUUAGAUCAGAGGAAAGUUGAGUCAAACACACGAAUGGAGAAUGGAGAGCUACAGCAGUGCUGUUAAUUCAGUUUUAUACAGAAAUUUGAUUCCCACUUUCCAUUUCCUAAUCUCUAAUUAUCAACACCCUUUGAGGAUUUAUCACAUGCUGAAAAUGCUCAGAUUUCACUGAUAAAAAUGAUAACCUAAGCUAAAUGUGUUUAAUGUCCAUACAGUGUGAAAAAUAUGCUUUGUGUUUAUGUAUUUAUAUUUUGCUGAAUGUCCAGAAUGUCGUUGUCAUUAUGCAUGUUUUAUCCUGUAAGGGAACUUAAUGAACAAGGGAUGAUGCUUUGAUGCUCUUUUGUAUGUAGUUAAAAACACAUCAGCUCUGAAGUUAUCAGGGCUGGACUAUUGCUGGAAAAGAAACUUUCAAGUGUAAUGCCUUGCACAAGUAAUAGUUCAGGCCUGUUUUGCAUUUCUCAAGAAUAGUGCAAUUCUGAGACGUGGCCACAAGGUUGUGCUAAAGAUUUGAAUUUGUUACGUGGAUUCUUGUUUAUUAGAAAAAUAUAUUUAGUAAUGGUU
Messenger RNA from Anguilla anguilla (European eel), 5402 nucleotides. Its product is annotated as serine/threonine-protein kinase Nek5-like. Gene Ontology annotation, molecular function: protein kinase activity; ATP binding. The record is from RefSeq and is a predicted model, not a curated record. Bases 199 to 2901 code for a protein of 900 amino acids. NCBI's taxonomy places the organism in Eukaryota, Metazoa, Chordata, Actinopteri, Anguilliformes, Anguillidae. The transcript is spliced from 22 exons. Gene Ontology annotation, biological process: protein phosphorylation.